Messenger RNA from Ostrea edulis (European flat oyster), 1238 nucleotides. RefSeq lists its product as uncharacterized. The transcript has 4 exons. The record is from RefSeq and is a predicted model, not a curated record. The coding region runs from base 354 to 902 and encodes 182 amino acids. Gene Ontology annotation, molecular function: calcium ion binding. NCBI's taxonomy places the organism in Eukaryota, Metazoa, Mollusca, Bivalvia, Ostreida, Ostreidae.
UAGAUGUUACAGACAGAUGGAUAGACAAAACUCAAAUCACUAUCCUUGAUCUCGUUAAAAAGGGAGGCAGAAUCAUGAUGUACUUUAAUUUUUCCAAAAUAACAAACAAAGUGCAGUAUGUUUUAAUUCUACAUCUACAUAAUCAUGUGAUAAUAAUUGCAAACAGCGAGAGAUCAAUUGUUGAAUAUUCGUUUGACGCGGGUCGUACCAUGUGACAUGACAUAUUUAAAUCAAGAUUCACAUUACGAUUUCUGAAACCGGUAAAAUUAGAAAGUAACAAAUAACCAACAUAUAUAAAGGAGUCUUGUUAUGAAUUUCAUUGAUACGCAACUACAAUUCUACUCACAACAGAAAUGGGAAUAAACUUCAUCUGCGUUUUAGCAACGCUCCUGGCGAUAGUUCACUGUAAAGAUACAAGUGUUACUUUUGAUACCAUACAUACCAAAACUGGACGACAGCUUCAGAUAAAACUUGAACAUCAAGGUUCAAAAUGGGAUGUUGGAGCUUCGGCAGCGACCGAUUUUCGAGGAAACGGGGGAGGUAGUUUUAGUAUCAGAAAAGGCAACUGGAAAUUUACAGCCAGAGGCACAAAAAAUAAAGGUUCCAAUCCGGACUUCGGUGUAUCCGUCAGCUGGAUGUUCAAAAGAUCAACUGAUAAUGACGAGAAUCCCGGAUACUAUGACGUAAUGAUUAUUGCCAAUCAAUGUCACUUCCGCAUGUAUGAUCAGGACGGGGACGAUCUCAUAACUCGUAAGGAGAUGAUUAAAUUGUUUGUGGAUUCGAAUUUGGGCUUUGAUUUGUUCAACGAUCUGGAUAAUAUUAAAGGGGAUGGAGGCAUAACAAAGAAAGAAUUCGAUUCGAUGUCACCACGUAUAAUCAAAGGAUGUGACGUCAAUCCAUAGGAAGGCGGAUUUAAAGGAAGUGACGUCAAGCUAGGGAGACGGAGAUUACAAAACAUUCCAUCCACAAAUGUGACGAAUUGAAAAAUACAUGUAAUAUUUAUGUUAUUUAUGUGCAAUUUACUAGUGUCGAUCAAUUCAUUAACAUAUAUUUUGUUUUAAAGAAAAUGUAUUUUGAUUUUAAUUUUAAAGAACAUCGUCAAAACAUGCUAUUUUUUUUUUUUCAAAAUGAAUGUUUAAUCUCGCCGUUUACAUGCCAGUUUAGGUUUCAAUUUUGGAUAUCGAUGUGUCUGGUUAAAAAUGUAGCAAAACUUAAAAAUAAAUUAUUUCAAAAUCUGA